Messenger RNA from Ruditapes philippinarum (Manila clam), 770 nucleotides. RefSeq names its product insoluble matrix shell protein 3-like. The coding region runs from base 125 to 544 and encodes 139 amino acids. The transcript is spliced from 3 exons. NCBI's taxonomy places the organism in Eukaryota, Metazoa, Mollusca, Bivalvia, Venerida, Veneridae. The record is from RefSeq and is a predicted model, not a curated record.
UUUGGCCUUUUUAUUAUACAAUGAAAAGGUUUACGCAUUAAAUUGUCACUCUUUGUCUUAUAUUUAUGAAGCCUUUUAUAUAAUAUGAUGCAAAACAGCGUUUACAUCGGAAGCAGCAGGUUGUAUGCGUCAACAUUUUGGAAUUAUCUUAUAUAAGACAAGAGACCUAGAUCCUCAGCCAUUCAAAAUGAUCAAGAUACUCGUCAUGUUAGGAACAGUUAUUCCAUUUUGUCUUGUAGAAGGGAGAACAGGCUGCUGGGCUGGGCCGCCUGGAAGCCAGGGGAAUAUCUGCAUACAAAAUACCACUGUGCCGGGACAUAUAUCUAAUGACAUAAGGUAUUCGUUCAUUUCGAGGUAUACACACAUAUGCUGUGACGUUUUAGCAUGCACUGACUUCCGUGGAUGCCGUUUAAAGGCAGUGGGAUGUUUCCAGGGCAUGGUGUUAUCACAACGAUUGCCGUGGGAGUUGAGAGAUAUUCAUCCUCUCGUCAGAUGUUCUUCGAUCAACCAACCUGGCUAUUAUCAGUUUGAAAUACACGCGUAGAUUGUCUUACAUUUUUGCUAAAUUGGCUUUGACUGAAUAUAUACACGGAAAAAUGAUUAAGUUUGUAAAAUUAUUUCAUGAAAAGUUAAAAUUAUCUUUAUUUGGUAUAUUUCCAUGAACAGUAAUUAUCGUUAAAACAAGUUAAGUUUAUUGUUGAAUGUCAAAUCCAGAUCCUAGUAAAAUGGUGUACAAAUAUAUCAAUGCAUAUUGUAUUCUCAAAUAUGCC